Molecule: messenger RNA, 1014 nt
Organism: Rhodofomes roseus
Lineage: Eukaryota; Fungi; Basidiomycota; Agaricomycetes; Polyporales; Fomitopsidaceae
Product: alcohol dehydrogenase
Exons: 9
Coding region: 1-1014 (337 amino acids)
Cellular component (GO): mitochondrion
Molecular function (GO): zinc ion binding; oxidoreductase activity
Source: RefSeq, a predicted model, not a curated record
AUGCGCGCGUUCGUGAUCAAGGAAUACGCCCACCCAUCGAAGAUCCCCUUGAGCGACGAUGUACCAGAGCCCAAGCCACAGGAGGGCGAGGUCCUCGUUGAGGUCUUCAGCGCGGGCUUGAACUACUACGACAUCCUGCAAUCCCAGGGCAAGUACCAGUCGCAGCCGCCACGCCCAUUCACGCUGGGCACCGAGUUUGCCGGGCGGAUCGCAGCGGACUCGCCCAUUCCGAAGGGGUGCCCGUUCAAGCCGGGCGACAGGGUCUUUGGGGCCGUGCAGGGCGCGUAUGCGGACAAGCUCGCGGCCAAGUGGGGGUAUCUGCUUCCGCUGCCGGCUGCGAUGACAUACGACCAGGGCGCAGGCCUAUUCAUCACUUGGCCGACAUCGUAUGAGGCACUGGUUGGACGUGCUGAGCUUAAGGCAGGUGAAUGGGUGCUCGUCACAGCUGCUGCAGGUGGCGUAGGUAUCGCCGCCGUACAAUUGGCAAAAGCCCUGGGCGCGAAGGUCAUCGCCGCGGCUGGGUCGCCAGAGAAGAUUGACGUCGCUGUGCGCUACGGCGGCGCCGACCACGGCGUGAACUAUACCCAGCCAAACUGGCAGAAGGAAGUCCUGAAGCUCACGGGUGGCAAGGGCGUAAACGUCGUUUAUGACCCAGUCGGAAUGAUCAGAGAUUCUCUGAAGUGCAUCGCGUGGAAAGGUAGGGCGGUGGUAGUGGGCUUCGCGGCUGGUCAGAUCGAGAAGCUGCCGCUCAACUUGGUCCUCCUCAAGAAUAUCUCUAUUGUCGGCAUUCACUGGGGUGCAUACUCAAUCCAUGAGCUACAGCGCAUCUCGGUCGUCCACAAAGCUAUCAAUGACCUGCUUUCGUCGGGCCGCGCGAAGCCCGUCGUGUACCCCCAAGUCUUCCCUCUGGAGAGGCUAUCGGACGGUCUUCAGCUCCUCGAGCAGCGCAAGACGUGGGGCAAGGUCGUCGUGCGCAUGCGGGACGAGAAGUCGGGCGAGCGAGCGAAGUUGUGA